GGUGUGAUAAACAUGGCUUCAACAACUGGGAUGUCAGCGCCGGCUUUCGGGCGUAGCGGUGUCGCUGCCUCCCUGACAGCGGCUGAUGACGGCGAGCGGUUCGCUCCGGCGGGCUUGGAUCGUUGGAGGCUCGGGGUCGCGUCGGACGCCGAGAAACAGUUUUCCCGCAGCGCCGCUAAACUCCGAUCCGUGCGAGCGGACUCAGGCCAACUCCCAGAAGAGCUCAACCUGGUGUUUGACCAGCUCAUGUCGGAAAACUACAACAAAACCCUUUACCCCAACAUCGACAUCCGACCAGAGGAUGUGUGUACUCUGCUGAAACGUGCCGUCUCUCUUGUGCCGCUGACUCAAGAACAUUUAGUCAUCAAACUCUGCCAGUUAAUACAUCAUCUGCUCUAUCAGCUCAAGGUCAUAAUGGAUGAACAGACAUUGAUUGUGCUGCUGAAGUAUACAUCCAGUGCAUUGAAAGUGUGCAGUACAUGGACACACGCCGACGUCCUCCUGGCACUCUCCACAGUAGUGUAUGGGAAUGGACCUCAGUGCCACCAGCAACUCAGUGAACUUCUGCUUGAAGAUGGCGUCCUUCUUCUGUAUAGUGCUCCAUCUCAGCCAAAUCUGGAACUACGUCGUGUUGCUCUCACCUGUUUAGCAAACAUGUUUUUCAGGAUCCCUGGUCAGGCCCCUCUGGAUGAUCAAUACAGAAGUCUAUGUUUCAAAGUCUUUCUGAAAAAUCUACAGUCACCCAUGCCCCCCGACACUGAUGAGCUCUUCUACUGCAUGGUGAUCCAGUCAGCGCUGAAGGGACUUCACUGUUGUCUGUCAGGUGGCAGGUGGAAAUUUGGUGGAGUGGAGGAGCUUGGAUCUGUGCUGGCCACAAUUAAGAGGCUCAUGUUCCAGGCAGUUCCAGGGGUGAACGUCGAGUGGCCGGCUGUGCUUUACCCAGCUCCUCUUCCUCAGUAUGAAGGUCUUUCUGCACCAAAACCUGCCGAACCACCAGAAACCCCUGAACCAAAAAAGGAUGCUGCCGUGCCGGGCAAAACCUCAGGGAAUAAAAAGAAGAAGUCCAGAGGAAAGGCGAAGAAGACGAGCACCGAGCAGAGCAGAGGGGAUGAUGGAGAAGAAAUGUUUGCAUUUAAGAAAGAAGGUGGGGAAGAGGGAGGAGAGUCGUUUGCUACACCCUCCGAUCCGUCUUUCUACCCGUCCUGGAAGCUUAAGAGUUCUGACUCUGAGUUUUCCGAUGCAGAGGGCAACGCACAGAGCAAAUUGAGAUGUCAUCAUGGUCGUGUGCGUCAGGGAGCUGUGCAGUGUAUGCUAGCGCUGGUGAAAAGUGUAGAGAAACGGAUGCUGUAUGGGUAUUGGUUCUCCUUCAUCCCUGAAUCUCCUAUUGGCGGACCACCACCUCUCACUCUGCUCACAAUUAUACUGAAGGACCCAUCACCAAAGGUACGUGCGUGUGCACUUCAGGUAUUAUCAGCCAUGUUGGAUGGCUCCCGUCAGUUCCUGGCUGUGGCUGAAGAUACGGCGUCUCCUCGGUCAUCUUACACACCUUUCUCCUUCUCACUGGCCACGACCAUCAGAGAGCUGCACCGUGCUCUGAGUCUUGCGCUGGUAGCUGAGACCGCUACUCAGACACUCAUACAGGUCUUUAAGUGUCUGGCCUGUCUGGUGUUUAACGCUCCCUACCACCGUCUCAGACCUGGCCUACUCAGCCCACUCUGGAAGCAGAUGCGUCCUUAUUUGGGCCACAGAGACGUGAAUGUGCGUGUGUCCGUCCUGACACUUUACGGGGCUCUGGUGCUGACUCACGCUCCUUUCCCUGAGGUGCAGCUCCUCCUCCAACAGCCAGAAAGCAGCAGCGGCUCCUUCACACAGCAUGACUCUGCACUCAGCUGGAGACGGAGAGAGGGAGAGUCGUCACCAUCGUGCACACCUCUCACACCCUCCCAGCGCAGCUCGUGCACACACUCCCCCCGCGUGCUUCAUACACCGGGGGAGGAGGACAGCUCACCGCCGUGGCUGCUGCAGCUCUGUAUGUCGCUGGUGACUCAGCCCAGAGAGGACCACCAGUCAGACAGCGAGGGAGCAGGAACAGGAGGAGGUGCAGUUUUAGAGCCAGCCCCUAUCCUAGUGGAAGCUUUACAGCUCCUGUCCCACCUGGUGCGCGGCUACUUUUCUCUAGUGCAAGCAUGUCUGUUAGAUAUUGGGCAGAUGUGCGCUCACUGCCUUGGAGAGUCAAACCCCUUCAUGCAACUGCACGCGACAAAGCUACUAGUGGAGUUGGGGACGGGAAUAAUCCAGCAGUAUUCAGCAGAGAGCAAAGUGCCUGAGAGCUUGCGGGUCCCCAUGAGCCACGUGGUACAGUUUUGGUCUGAAAUAUUGAGCGGUCCGCUCAAUGGACCGCUGCAGAAUGAACAACACACCAUGCUGCAGAUGAGCGCGUGCGACUCGCUCUCCUCCAUACUGCCGCAGGCCUUCGCACAACUGCCUGACAAGACCCAGAUGAUGUGCGUCACUGUCCUGCUGGGACUGACAUACAGUGAAAAAUAUCUGGUGAAGAAGUCAGCUGUUAGGGCUCUGGGAGUCUACAUCCUGUUCCCCUGUCUGAGAGAGGAUGUGAUGUUCUUGGCAGAUACAGCAAACACUGUCCUCGCCGCCCUCAGCGAUCGAUCUCCAAACGUCCGUGCCAAGGCGGCCUGGACUUUAGGAAAUCUCACAGACACGCUUACUGUCAAUAUUGAGAGUGUUGGUGUUGACUUCCAAGAGGAGCUGUCAGACAUGCUGCUGCUCAAGAUGUUGCAGGCAGCUACUCAAGCAUCAGAUGACAAGGACAUAGUGAAGUCUCACGCAGUGCGAGCGCUCGGGAAUCUGCUUCGUUUCCUGCGAGAGAGUCAGCUGACCAAGUCGGCCUUUCAGCGCCCACUGGAAGACGCCGUCCGCGCUCUUGUAAAAACUGUCCAAGCAGAGGCCAUUAUGAAGGUCAGAUGGAACACCUGCUACGCCUUGGGAAAUGCUUUCAGGAACCCCGCCAUGCCACUCGACUCGGCCCUGUGGUCUCAGGACGUCUUCUCUGCCCUCUGCCACGUUGUUACUUUCUGUAAGAACUACAAGGUGCGCAUCAAAUCGGCUGCUGCGCUGGCGGUUCCCGCCCGCCGCGGCUGCUACGGGGACAUAAAGCAGUUCAGUUUUGUGUGGCAUUCCCUGGCCACAGCGCUCGAGAACAGUGAAGACACAAACGACUUCUUGGAGUACCGCUACUGUGCCAGCCUGCGACACACACUCUCACAAGCGCUACUGCACCUGCUCAGCGUCAGCCAGUCUCAGGAUAUGCCCGCCCUCGGGGCAUCGAUGGACAGCGAGGAGGGGUGUACCAUCAAAAAGCAUUUGACCAGAUGUAUCAGAGCAGAGGAUGGAGGAGGAGAGUUGGAGGGAGAGAAAGAAAUGGGGGGAAACAGUUUCAACACUCAGCAGAGAAUUGAGCAUCUGCAGCUGACUCUGACCGGAGUAAAGGAGUUGAGGGCUGAAGGGGAUGGACGGAGAGAGGAGGAGAGGGGUAAGGACAUAGUCGUCAGUUUUCUGGAGGAUUGUUUGAAGACCUGUGAAGAGCAGUUAGAGCUACAGCAAUAGGUUCCGGAAAACUGAAGUCUGGAGUCACAAAGGCUCCUGGAGGACAGAAGAUGUUCAACCACACACCUAAUCAGUGUGUAGUGACUGAAUCAAUGAAUGUGAACAUGUGUUUUUAUUCCACAAAAUGUACUAUAUCAUGUAAGCCAAAUGAUUAACUGAAGUCCUUGAUACACCCUGAUAUCUAAACAGAGUGAUGGUCCAACUGGAAUUAAAAAAUAUAAAAUAAAUCUAAGUGCUCCACAUUAAGCACAUACACAUUUCA
Messenger RNA from Hippoglossus stenolepis (Pacific halibut), 3886 nucleotides. It is a transcript of the gene heatr6, whose product is annotated as HEAT repeat containing 6. The record is from RefSeq and is a predicted model, not a curated record. NCBI's taxonomy places the organism in Eukaryota, Metazoa, Chordata, Actinopteri, Pleuronectiformes, Pleuronectidae. The transcript has 20 exons. The coding region runs from base 13 to 3624 and encodes 1203 amino acids.